UUUCAUAUCUCUUAGCAAUUAAAAAAGUAAUCGCUGACCUACUUUUCUUAACUUGUUAUAUUACCUUGCCUUUUAAGCACUCUUUCCCCUCCUUUCUGAUUCUCCUUUCCUUCUUCUCCCACCUCUUCAACUCCAUAGUAGCAUGCCUGGAUGUCCAGAGAAAGGGAGAGGUUUGAUGAGAUAGGAAGGAGGAUUAAUAAGAGAGAGAGGGAUGCAUCGAUAAUAACAUCUCAACAAAUGGGAAUUAAUGGAAGCAAUGUUUUGGGGACGACGAACUCGUUGACGAACACAAUAACACCUUGUGCGGCGUGUAAGCUGUUGAGGAGAAGAUGCGCGGAAGACUGCCCUUUCUCUCCCUAUUUCUCACCACUUGAACCCUACCGAUUUGCCGCCGUUCACAGAGUCUUCGGUGCCAGCAACGUCUCCAAGAUGCUCAUGGAGGUACCCGAGAGCAAAAGAACGGACACCGCGAAUAGUUUGGUUUACGAAGCAAAUGUGAGGCUCAGGGACCCUGUGUACGGAUGCAUGGGUGCAAUCUCAGCUCUACAGCAAGAGGUUGAUUUGUUUCAAGCAGAACUUAAUGCAACGAGGACUGAGAUAUUGAGAUACAGAUAUAGAGAAGCUGCUAACAACAACAAUGUUAUCGCUAGCGUCGGCGCUUCCAGUAGUACUCCUCAUGCUCCUAGUUUAGUCUCGACCGAGGCUGCUCCCGCGUCUCCUCCUCCUCCAGUACUACUGCCGCCUCCACCGUCUGUUAUGGUUUCUUCUUCUUCUUUGUACACGUCCCCGGCAACUAUUGCAAUGGUAUAUAACCACAUUCCGAGUAAUAUUAGCGUCCCAUAUGAUCUUGACUAGAGAGAGGAUAUAUAUAUAAGUAGAUUUUGUAAACCUAUUGGGUCUCUCGUUUAGUCUUCGCGUUGUUUGGAUUCAACUCCAUUUGAAGGCCGAGAAAGUCGUUUAAUUUCUUUAACAUUUUCUCGACAGCCAAACGGAGCAGUACUACAACUUCAAAGCACUUCUUUGGAUAGUUUGUUUCUAUUUAAUUACAGUAAUUUGUUGGUUA
Messenger RNA from Rhododendron vialii, 1063 nucleotides. Its product is annotated as LOB domain-containing protein 15-like. The record is from RefSeq and is a predicted model, not a curated record. Lineage: Eukaryota; Viridiplantae; Streptophyta; Magnoliopsida; Ericales; Ericaceae. The coding region runs from base 151 to 855 and encodes 234 amino acids. The transcript has 3 exons.